AUGAUGUUCAAUGUCUUCCGUGUCGCUGCGGAUUUCACGCAUGCGAUAUCGAUCCUGAUCUUGAUCUUCACAAUCCACCGCCGUCGCAGCGCGGAGGGCAUAUCGCUGUUGACACAGCUCUUUUAUACGCUGGUGUUCCUGACGCGGUAUCUCGAUCUCCUGUUCUGGUGGGAUAUUGGGUAUAAUACCAUCUUCAAGCUCUACUACAUCGGCAGCUCGUUAUAUAUCCUCUUUUUGAUGGUCAAGGUCUACGCCCGAACGCGCGAAGAGGAGAAGGAGUGGAAGGUUGCGGCAAUCAUAUUAGGCGCGAGCGCCAUCGCAGCCCCAAUAAUGAAGGGGAUAUUUGGCGGGGCGGGCGACUGGUUCCUUGAGACACUCCGUACAUUCUCUCUUAUUCUCGAAGCAUUUGCAGUGAUCCCGCAGAUUACGCUCCUCCGCCAUACCCAGAUCCCCACCGCGAUCACAUCCUACUAUCUCCUCGCGCUGGGAUUGUACCGCGCCCUCUACAUCCCCAAUUGGAUUAUCCGCCUUACGGACAGCAAUGACGGCUUCUUCGAUCCCAAUGCCUUCAUCUUCGGCGUCAUACAGACCGCCCUGUACAUUGACUUUGCGUGGAUUUACUACCGGCGCCAGCGCGUCAAGAUCCGGGAGAAUGGUGCGAUCCUCGACGGCGAGGACUUUAUCAGCGGUGGACUGAUUCUCGGAUGGUUGAUGGGCAAGAAGGGAGGGCCAGUGGCUGGAAGGACUACUGGUGGAGGAUGGAGAGGUGGUGGGUUGAGCGUUAGUGCCGAUGACGAGGUUAUGGUGAGGGACAGUGAUAGUGGAGAUGAGCUCGAAGAUGAGCUGCAGGAUGAGAGUGAGGAAGAUUUGGAAGUCGAGGGGUUGGGGUCGCAGAGGAAUUGA
Morchella importuna is the source of this 903-nucleotide messenger RNA. RefSeq lists its product as uncharacterized. Gene Ontology annotation, molecular function: ER lumen protein retrieval receptor activity. The transcript has 2 exons. The coding region runs from base 1 to 903 and encodes 300 amino acids. NCBI's taxonomy places the organism in Eukaryota, Fungi, Ascomycota, Pezizomycetes, Pezizales, Morchellaceae. Gene Ontology annotation, biological process: endoplasmic reticulum to Golgi vesicle-mediated transport; protein retention in ER lumen. The record is from RefSeq and is a predicted model, not a curated record. Gene Ontology annotation, cellular component: membrane; endoplasmic reticulum; cis-Golgi network.